AUGCUCGUCGCAACGAGUGUCCCGGAUAAAAACUUCGUAGUAGCCGAAAACCCGCCCCAAAUCUGGUCAAAAAGUAGAGAAGAAUGGAUGGAACUUGGAUGGUCGAGGGACGAGCACUGUUUUGGAGUGCCUGCGAUCGCAUUCGUCCCAAGUGGAAACUACCAGCUUCUCAAGCAGAGGUACAUCCACCAUUUCUGGACAGAUGUCAUCGUUUAUGAUUACGACCCGAAAAAUGACUGUUUCGCCGUAUUUCCCUGUUCGGCCACACAUGGCCCCUACCUUCUUAAAAGGAUCUACAUCUGCUUCAUCGGAGAAAACCCUGUUGUUUACUGCGACCGGAUUGCCAGUGCUGUUGCACUACGAAACCAUGCUGAAUACCAACUAAGAUUCAGAUUUUUUAAGGAUAGUGUGGAUAUCAGCGUUGAUGAAAAGUAUGAGGAGAUGUCUUCAAGGCUUAAGCAAAUUCUCGAAGAGACUGCAUCGAAGCAGCCGAAUCUGUCUGAUGUUUCGACGGAACUUAUGGCCCAAUGGAAUGACAUGUUUAGAAAAGUGGUUAUAUCGAAGCUUGUCGACAAAUUUGUCGCCUCUGGGAAAGGAGGCGAGAUAUACUAUUUGCCGAUAGAAGACCCCAGGCCGUACCAGUGGGGAGCAAACAAAACAUUUGACUGUAAUGAAGAUGAAUCAUUCAAGGAGGACCUUAGUGAAAGUGAUGUCAACAUGGUUGAAGAUGACUCAGAAGAAUGCCCUACAGAUGCAAAUCCAUUUUUGGUGUAUAAAAAGGGAGAAUCAGCACCACCCUGCACUUGCAAAAGAAUUUUAACGAGAGAUAUGGAUUCAGAAACAAUACACAAGUCAACUCACGUGUCCGAAAAGCAGGUGAUGCAAUUGAGAAAACAACAUGAAUUGGUAUGCGGCAUGAAGGGCGGGUUAUACCAAAAUAAAAAAUGCCUCUGUUUUGUUGGCGAGAAAUUCAGAAAAGGAAGUCCAGAUGGAAAACCAACAGCAACUUGGGCAACUAAAGAAACCCUUCUGCGUUUUAUUCUACAAAAGCAUACCGAUGUCCUCUAUGAAAAAAUGUAUCCUGGCCAUGUGGAGAAAAAGACUCUUUUUAAGACAACUAUGGGAAAAAUCAGAAGGAGAGGAAAAACCGUGUUGAUAAAGUCAAAAUCAAAAAAACCUGUUAAUAUAGACAUUUCCAUUUCAACUCAAGGUGAAUCAGCAACUGGCGACACAUUAUUUAAUCUUGACCAAUUAUCAAUAGUGCGCACUAAUUAUAAAAAGAUGGCAAAAAAACUGGAAGAUGUAAAUAAUGAGGUUUACCUAGCGGACGUAGGCCUAAAUCAUACUUGCUCCGAACUAAGUAUGGAUAGUGUGAGAAAUGUAUCAAGACAGCCUUCACCGUGCUACGAUGGCUAUGAUCCGAACGGAAAGCAUUCUGACAGCAACACUUCGAAAGAACAAGCGCAUAGUAUUACACCAGAAGCUGUCCAAUCAAAUUCUGCUAUCAACCAACAUGGCACCAACGGUAAUUUAUCUUUCGAGAAGCAAUACAGGGGCUCUGAAUUUGUUGAUGAUACAAAUAAAACAUUAACCAAAGAUGUUGAGCAAUACCAUUGGAAAACACAUUCUGAGAUUGAUGUUGCUACCAUGUCAGAAUAUGACCCAUUGCAGAGGCAGCCAUCCAUCCCUUCAGUUGAUCGUUUUGACUUGGCUGGCUAUAUGAAAAAAAAGAGAGCAAAAGAAAAAACUUUGAUAUGCAAGGAUAGAGUGGAAAGAAGUAGUAGAGAGAGUGUUCAACUAAGAUCCAGACCUGAUACUAGAAACAGUUCAGAGAUGAAUAAACCAAGAAGAUAUAGGAAAGAAAAAGUUAUGAAGUCAAUUGUAAGGCGAAAUAAUGAAGCCAUAGAUAAUGAACAAAAGGCAAAAAUGAAAAAUGUUCGAAUUGAUACUACAACAAAAACUAACAGCUUCACAAAACUGUCAAGAAAUACGGAAAGCCCACCAAGAAAGAAUAUUAGCAAACAUAGACAACAUGAAGAAGUGCAGACAAAUGAUGAUAACUAUACAAAUCAGCAAACAGACGUCCUUAACUAUCAUGCGCAAACAUCACAUAACAUACCAAAAAUGGCAAAAUCAGAAAAACGUUCAAAAGGCUUAAAGAGAAUUUCUGUUCUGGCCAGUCCAUUUACAAAGAGAGCAAUGCGGUCAAAGUCAAACAUUGAUAACCUACUGUCCCAAAUAGAAAUUGAUCCUGUUAUUGAAGUACUGAUCAAUCCAGACAACUCGGUGAAGUCGAUUAUCCGAUCUGCAGCUGAAGAUGUCUUGGAUAAUAAUACUCAAGUUAAGACAAUGAAAAGAGGUAAAUUGAAGGACAGGAAAGGAAAACACUUGUUAAAAAUGCAGUAUAAAGAAGAAAUAAAUAACACAUUAAGUAAGCUGCAGGAUAAACUGACAGCACGCCUUCAAAAUCUGAAUUAUUCCUCAGAAGGUACUGAAGAUAGGGAAAUUGAAUCUAACGGGCCCAGUGAUGUAAAAAGACAAGAAGUCAAAUAUAAUUCUAGCACUCCUGUACGACUGCCUUCAGUAAUAACUACAGAGCUAGAAAGCCAGAAAAUAUCUUCUGAGGACUCUCUGCCAACAUUCCAUCCUAGGGAGUCAGCAAAAGCCAUAGGCUUGUUGGGGCCAUCUUCUUUGUUAAGAGACCAGCAACAAUCAACCCCCAAAAAGUAUACGGCGCCACUUUUGAAACACCCGACUAAAACAAAAGAAAGAGAAGUUGAGCCAAAAAAGAAAUUGAACAAAAAAGUGCCCACAGUUAAAAAGAAGAGAACGGUGAAAGUUCAGUUAAAAAAUAAUUUGCCUGACAAAACCAGAGAUACAGAGACAUGUAAAACCACAACUCAUAAGGAUACAAAGCAGAAAGGAAAUCAAAGUAAAAGUUGCAAACAAGAAGACAAACGUCAUGGCUCUAAACAAGGAAAUAAAGCAUCUAGGUACAGCUUUGAAGUGCUGUCUCUUCUCAGUUCUCAGGAGUUGUCAGAAGCAAAUAGUAAUUUAAAUAAUUGUAAUGUAUCAACUGACACAACGAGGUCUCAAAGCUCGAGCAACUUCUGGAACCAAUCAGCAACGAUAGAUGAAUAUAGAGCACUCAUUGGAGAAGACCUGCUUGGGCUUUUGCAAACUGCUCGAACAAUGCUCAGAUCAAAGAGUUCCAAUAAAAAGGCCCAUCUAAGAAGGAGUGAAUCGUUAAAAUAUCCAAGUGAAAAACCCAAGAAAGUACUCAUCGAAAGUCACAAAUCAUACCCAAUUUUACCAACGUCUUUAGUUAGAAGUAGAGGCCAGUCUGAAAAAAGACUUGAGAAAAGUGAACCCAUAUAUGAAAAAAGGAUAACACACCAAGAAGUACCUAAGUCUCCGGUACAAACAGAAAAACACUUGAAAAGUGUUAUGCUACCUGAUAUGGCACAAGAAUUAUUGUCCAACUAUCACACAGUUCAAAAUGAAUACAAAGAACAAAAGCAAUACUUGCACCAAUUCCCUAAUGAUGUAAUAGGCAAAUUAGAGGCUAUUAUGAAGGAUAAAGAAAAGCCAGGCACUCCAGCCUACAAUCUACUCAAUGACAUGAAAGCCAAGCUAAGCCAAACGUCAAUCGGUAGGCCCUGUGAACCUCAACCUGUGUGGGGCGAUAUAGCACAAGACGGAGUGAGCGACACGGUAAGAGUAGAUCGUUUGCUGAACCCAGCAGCAGUUACAUACACUAAAGGGGAGUACAAAGAUCUUUUUGGAAAUCAAGUUCAAGGCAAUAUUGAGAAAUAUUUAGUUUAUUCUGGUUAUGAAACUGCAGGGAAAGAUCAGGAUAAGGCUGCUAGUGAUACAUUUGAAGAAGAUGGUGCAGUUGAUAAUUCCAAACACUACGCAUACACAAUUCCUUACGAAAAUGAGCUUGAAGGUUACAAAUUUUCUCAUGGGGAAACUAGAACUGGAAAUCUUCAAACACCAAGGAGGCAAGCAUUUACAUUGAUGACUGUGAUAACAACUGCUAAACGAAUGCAUGUCAAAGGAUGCACUUGUGUCAAAAUUUGCAACUGCAAUACUAGUUUGCACCAAGCAGGGCAUUCUGUGGUGAUUGGGGAUGGAAACAAAGUCAAAUUUGAAGCGAUUGAUUUGUUAGAAACAGAACGACCAAAACAGGCUAUAAAAACAAUUCCAACCAAAAUUUUUGAAGUCACCCCGCCUGAGAAGUUUGGACAGUACAAAGCCGAAUUCAUGUCUCAGCUUGCUGAAUUGCAAGCACAAUACGAUGAAAAGGCUAAAGCUCAUGCCAAGCUUCUACCAAAAGCUGUCAAAGCUCCCAAAGGAAUUGAUGUGUAUGGGAAUAAAAAGUUUAAACAACGAGAUACAUCUCAAAUAAAUGAUGCCGCAUUGGAAUGUCAAAGAUCAAGGGAAGAUCUUCCAUUGAAAGCACACCCUCGAUCAAUGCCAAUAUCACAUAUUUUCAAUUUGAAAGAAUUUAUGGCUUCAAAUGUCAUAUUGCAAGAGGGAAAUAAUAGGAUAAUGGUGAAAGAACAAAAAGUGGAACCUAAGCGAAAGAAACACUUAAAAGAAGAACCUAUACAGUGGAAAUUACCUGCUCCUGGGGAUGCUUCUUCUUCUGAUGUGAUUGACUUGGAUAAAUAUUCUUCGGGCGAUGAACUUGAAAUUAAGAGGAGUGAUUCUGAACUAUCAUUCGGUCAAGGAGGAGGUUCAGAAUUGGGAUCUAUAAAGGAUAAAUCACUUAAAAAUGUGCCAAGCGAUAACNCUAAAAACCUUAAUUAA
Molecule: messenger RNA, 4815 nt
Organism: Cimex lectularius (bed bug)
Lineage: Eukaryota; Metazoa; Arthropoda; Insecta; Hemiptera; Cimicidae
Exons: 56
Coding region: 1-4815 (1604 amino acids)
Source: RefSeq, a predicted model, not a curated record